CGACCUGCUGCUGGGCCAGGACCUGGAGUUCGACGACAGCAGCGACCGCAUCAUGGGCUUCGAGAAGGACUCGGAAGAAGCUCAGGAAAUUCCAGGCGAGCGCGUCGGGGGAGGCAGGAGACGAGCGCGCCAGGGUCCCUCGGGCACCCAGGGCUCUGCCCCCCCGCCCCGUGCCGCUGUCGGGGCGUCUGGUGAGGGCCCCGGUGCAGCCGGCUCUGGCCCACUUCCCCCCAGCAGCGUGGCGGGGGGCAAGGGAGGCAGGGCUGGGAGGGACGUGGGGGAGGCAGCUUCCGAGGCAGUGGCUGGGAUGGAGCUGAGACCGGUGCUGUCAGCAUCUGCCCUGGGGUUUUCUCCCCAGCGCGUGGCCUGCUGGGGCCCGUAUUCCCCGCCCAGCUCCGGGGCGAGAAGCCCCAGCACCACGCGUCUGCCUCUGGCAUUUGUCUCGGUGCUGCCUGCCUGCACCUCGAGGCCCCGUGUACGGAGGGGCCACAGGAGCAGACUCGCUGGUGGGGAAGAUCGCCAUGCCAGCCUACUCGCUAAGUGACGAUGAUUAUUCCUCGGGCUAUCAGCCACUGAGCGUGGAGAGUGAGGCUGAGGAGGGCGAUGCGGAUGGGGGGCCGCCGGGCACCGGCCUGGGGCAGAGCUGCCUGCAGUGUGCGGCAGGUGCGGACGCAGCAGUGGGCCGGGGCCAGCGUGUGGUCUACUCCUGCCAGCUCUGCCCCUUUGCCUCGCACUACUCAAGCCACCUGAAGCGCCACAUGAAGACUCACAACGGGGAGAAGCCGUUCCAGUGCCCACAGUGCGACUACGCUUCAGCUCAGCUGGUGAACCUGACGCGGCACCUGCGCACGCACACGGGCGAGAAGCCCUACCACUGCGGGGGCUGCGGCUUCACCUGCAGCAGCCUGGGCAACCUCAAGCGCCAUGAGCGCAUCCACAGCCAAGACAAGCCCUUCCGCUGCGGCGCCUGCGCCUACCGCUGCAACCAGAGCCGGAACCUCAAGAGACACAUGCUCAGCCACCGCCCACCCGAGGGGGCAACGCGCCCACACAACCAGCCCCAAGGCACUACUGUGCUUGGUCCCGCAGAGCCGCUGCUGCCGGAGCUGAGCCUGCAUGGGGCGGGCGCGGGUGCCCCCUUCCUGCCUGGCUGCGCCCGGCUGCGGGGGGCCGAGGCGGGCACGCUGCCUGAGCUGCUCUUCCCCUUCACGUGCCGGGCCUGCGGGCUGGUGCUAGACGACGGGCUGGCGCCGGAUGAGGGGCUGGCUGAGCCGACCUGUGCCCGCUGCAGCCUGGCAGCGCUGGAUGCUGAGCCAGGCACUGGCCCCCGCCCCGGCACAGCCAAGGGUUUCGCCUGCAGCCUGUGCCCCUUCGUGACCCACUACCCCAACCACCUGGCACGGCACAUGAAGACGCACAGCGGGGAGAAGCCGUUCGCCUGCCCACUCUGCCCCUAUGCCUCAGCCCACCUGGACAACCUCAAGCGGCACCAGCGCGUGCACACAGGCGAGAAGCCCUACAAGUGCGCACUGUGCGACUAUGCCUGCGGCAACCUGGCCAACCUCAAGCGCCACGGCCGCAUCCAUUCUGGGGACAAGCCCUUCCGCUGCGGCCUCUGCAGCUACAGCUGCAACCAGAGCAUGAACCUCAAGCGCCAUAUGCUGCGUCACACGGGCGAGAAGCCCUUCCAGUGCCGUGACUGCCCCUACACCACUGGCCACUGGGACAACUACAAGCGCCACCAGAAGAUCCACGGCCACGCUGCCGACGCCUGGGUCAACCCCCGCAGCACCAAGGCCCUGCUCACCCCGCCACCUGCGGGUGCCCCCCUCCCCUAGGGUGGCCUGCAGCCAGGCCAGGCGCUGCCACACGGCCACCCGGGAACUCUGCUGCCUGCUGGGGCCGAGGCAGUCUGGGUCUGGCCCAGUCUGCUGGGAGCAGAGUGGGGGCCAGCCUUCCCCUGGAGACACUUGCUCUGGGACCAGGCCAGAAGGACAGACAGCUGAGCUGCGAGGCCUCAGGUUGGAGGGGGGCUCUGUGGACUGAGCAGGACCCAGUCACAUGGCAGGCCCUGCCCUGCAGCCCCUCCUGGUGGGGGGAGAGCAGGAGCAGGUCCUGUCACCACCAACCCCCUGCCAUCCCUCCAGGGCCUAAGGCCAAGGACACAGGGCUUACACCCUUGCCUGCCCCCCACCAGGGAAACUCAUCUGGAGGUAGGGGCUGCAGCUCAGGGCAGCCAUGGACCUCAUGGGACAGGUCCGACCUCCCUCUCCCAGCUGGCACUUGCCCCUGAGCUGCGGUUGCCACUCAAUUCUGUGUAAUUUAUAUUGUGUAUGAAAGCAUUAAACUGUCAGUUUCGUUA
Alligator mississippiensis (American alligator) is the source of this 2362-nucleotide messenger RNA. RefSeq names its product zinc finger protein 513 (gene ZNF513). NCBI's taxonomy places the organism in Eukaryota, Metazoa, Chordata, Crocodylia, Alligatoridae. Gene Ontology annotation, molecular function: DNA-binding transcription factor activity; RNA polymerase II cis-regulatory region sequence-specific DNA binding. The transcript has 4 exons. The record is from RefSeq and is a predicted model, not a curated record. Bases 522 to 1838 code for a protein of 438 amino acids. Gene Ontology annotation, biological process: negative regulation of transcription by RNA polymerase II; regulation of immune system process; regulation of cytokine production.